This is a messenger RNA of Vespula pensylvanica (western yellowjacket), 13143 nucleotides long. RefSeq names its product muscle calcium channel subunit alpha-1 (gene Ca-alpha1D). Gene Ontology annotation, cellular component: voltage-gated calcium channel complex; membrane. Gene Ontology annotation, biological process: calcium ion import across plasma membrane. Bases 1605 to 7469 code for a protein of 1954 amino acids. The record is from RefSeq and is a predicted model, not a curated record. Lineage: Eukaryota; Metazoa; Arthropoda; Insecta; Hymenoptera; Vespidae. Gene Ontology annotation, molecular function: high voltage-gated calcium channel activity. The transcript has 42 exons.
CUUUCGUUCUAGAUCUAUCAACGAUUCUUUCGUCGAACGAUAGAGAGAGAGAGAGAGAGAGAGAGAGAGAGAGAGAGAGAGAGAGAGAGAGAGAGAAGCUCGCUAAUCUUUCCAAGUUCUUUUUCUUUUUACGGCGUUCCUUUCUCCGUCCGCCACCGAAAGUAUCUCCUUUCGAAAGAGAAAGAGUGGGAGGGGGAGAGAGACGGAGAGACAGAGAGAGAGAGAGAGAGAGAGAGGAAGAGAGAAAGAGAGAGAAAGAAAAAGAAAGACGUACAUAUUCGUAGGGUGCACUGGCCGUACAGAUAGACGAGUAAAGGGACGUUGACGUGUGCGUGGGAGAGAAAUAGAGAUAGAGAUAGAAAAAGAAUGGAUUUACGAAGAAACACGCGGUGCGUACGAUAAUAGUAGCUCGACAUAGUUCUGCAAUCCGCCCUCGUGCGCGUCCACGGCGGAUCCGGAAGGAGGCGCGCUCGAAGGGAAAGAAUAGGGAGAGGUGAAUUCGCGCACCAUUAACGAGCUUCUCUUCCUGGAAACGAUCGAGCUCGCGCGCCAACCGAUUUGGGAUCGUGCCGACCGAUCGACCGACCGACCGACCGACCGACCGAACGACCGACCAACCGACCGACAAACCGAUCCCGACAGACAGACCGAACGACCGAAAGAACGAGAGGAGUGACCACGGUGCGAUAAACUACCCCGUAGUGCCGCGAACACGUUCAACUCCCUUCCAACUCGUCUUCGUCGCCACCUCUUCUCUCGUUUCUCUUUUCACGCGCGUACGUAUAUAUGUAUACGCGUAGUGUUCGCGUAUACGUCGGUACAUAUAUAUAAAUAUAAUCGAACGUACCCAGAUAUCUAUUUAUAAGUUUACACGAGAGAGCGAGAACAAGAGAUAGAUAGAGAGUAGCGGCGACGAUCGUGACGUUGCUCGCUGCUGGUGCUAGUGCUACGUUAUCUUUGGGGUGCCGUUUGUGAUGAUAAUGAUGAUGAUGAUGAUGAUGAUGAUGAUGAUGAUGAUGAUGAUGAUGGUGGUGUUGGUGACGGCGAUGGUGGUGCGUCCUUAAGAAGAGAGAAUUUGUCAGUGCGAGAGUUACGCGAAACACGAGAAAAGAUAGAAAAGAAGGAGAACGUGCAAGUUCCGGUUACACGCUCGAAUCUCGAGAGCUCUUCCCGUCGAUCUUUUUCUCCGAGGACGCUCUUUCUUCUCCCGAGAGGACAACGAAGAGGAUAAAAAGUCAUCGUUUACCCUGGUACUAGAAGAGAGGACGCGAACCGAGCGCGAACGACGUCGCGUUUAAGACGGAUAUGAGGUGCGGAUACGCCCGGCUCACGUGAUACACACACGAUCGUCUCUACCACCGACGCUUCUCUCUUCCAAAGAUAUGCGGUCAGGGAGGAAGGUUCGUAGGAGCCCAGUGCCGUAGCAUGCCGGCGUGCUGGGUGAGCCGUUGGUGCGCCAUUGAGUCCGCCGUGGUGGUGAGACGGUAUCUCGAGGAGGGUACUCGAAGCAGUAGCAGCAGGAGCAGGAGGAGGAGGAGAAGGAGAAGAAGAAGAAGGAGCGAUCUCGGCUGGAGAAGCAGCACGGAGCUCGACACCACCGACCGAUGAGCGCGGGGGGGGAUGGGGGCUCGGCGUUGGCUCCGUCAGGGCUGCCGGGCUCCCAGCCGAUGGCCGCGACCCCCUCGACCGCGACCCCCCCCGUCACCGGGCAGCACCAGCAGAUCGGACUGUCGGCCGUCGUCGAUCCUCAUCAUGCUCGUUCCCAGACGGGCCUUGCCGGUCCCACCGGUGCUUCUACCGGCGCUCCGGCCGGUGCUGCUCCCAAGGCCGCGACCAAGAGGCCCGCCCGCCGUGCUGGCAAACCGCCACCCGACAGGCCUAUCAGGGCUCUCUUUUGUCUGCCCCUCAAAAAUCCCAUAAGGAAGCUCUGCAUCGGCGUCGUCGAAUGGAAACCCUUCGAAUGGCUCAUCUUGAUGACGAUAUUUGCAAAUUGCAUCGCCUUGGCCUUCUACACGCCGUAUCCGUUCGGUGAUUCUAAUCAGACCAACCAGUAUUUGGAAAAGAUAGAAUAUGUAUUUCUCGUCAUUUUUACGGCCGAGUGCAUAAUGAAGAUCAUAGCCUACGGAUUCGUCGCCCAUCCGGGCGCUUAUCUACGAAACGGCUGGAACGUGCUGGACUUUACGAUAGUCGUAAUAGGAAUGAUGAGCACGGUAUUGGCGAUGCUUAUGAAAGAAGGAUUCGACGUUAAGGCGUUGAGGGCUUUCCGAGUAUUACGACCUCUCAGGCUGGUUUCCGGUGUACCAAGUCUUCAGGUGGUCCUAAACUCCAUUUUAAGAGCGAUGAUACCGCUUUUGCACAUUGCCUUGUUGGUUCUCUUCGUCAUCAUCAUCUACGCUAUCAUCGGCCUCGAGCUCUUUUCCGGGAAGAUGCACAAGACGUGUAGACACAACGUAACUGACGAACUAAUGAGCGAUCCAGUUCCCUGUGGUCCUAUGGGUUUUCAGUGUAGUACCCUUGGACCCGAUUUCUACUGCAGCAAUCAAUUUUGGGAAGGUCCGAACGAUGGCAUCACAAACUUCGAUAAUUUUGGUUUGGCCAUGCUCACGGUCUUUCAAUGCAUCACUCUCGAGGGCUGGACCGAAGUACUUUACAACAUAGAAGAUGCGAUGGGAAGUUCUUGGCAAUGGAUUUAUUUUAUUUCCAUGGUUAUACUCGGAGCCUUCUUCGUGAUGAAUCUAAUUCUCGGUGUGUUGUCCGGCGAGUUCUCGAAGGAAAGAGAAAAGGCGAAGGCUCGGGGUGACUUUCACAAGCUCAGGGAGAAACAGCAAAUCGAGGACGACCUCAGAGGGUAUCUCGAUUGGAUAACGCAAGCCGAGGACAUCGAGCCGGAAGCCGACGAGCCCAAAACGCAAGAUGGAAAGUCGAAACAACAAAACGAAAUGGAGAGCACGGAUCAAUUGGAGGGCGACGAGGAAGGGGUCCAACAGGAACCUGUUUGGAAGAGAAAGAAGCGAGAUUUAGAUAGGGUGAAUCGACGAUUGCGACGAGCCUGUAGAAAAGCCGUGAAGUCGCAGGCCUUUUAUUGGCUCAUCAUAGUGCUCGUUUUUUUAAACACCGUAGUUCUCGCGACCGAGCAUUACAAUCAACCGCAUUGGUUGGACGAUUUUCAAGAGAUCACCAACAUGUUUUUCAUCGCUCUCUUCUCCAUGGAGAUGAUACUGAAGAUGUACAGUUUAGGAUUUCAGGGUUACUUCGUCUCUUUGUUCAAUCGUUUCGAUUGUUUCGUCGUGAUCGGCUCGAUAACCGAGAUGAUCCUUACGAACACGAACGUAAUGCCGCCUCUCGGAGUUUCCGUGCUCCGUUGCGUCAGACUAUUGAGAGUAUUCAAGGUAACAAAAUAUUGGAGAUCGCUCUCCAACUUGGUGGCUUCUUUGUUGAAUUCGAUUCAAUCGAUCGCCUCUCUCUUGCUUCUGCUCUUCCUUUUCAUCGUAAUUUUCGCACUCUUAGGAAUGCAGGUUUUCGGUGGAAAGUUUAAUUUCGCCGAUCUGCAGGACAAACCACGGCACAAUUUCGAUAGUUUUUGGCAGAGCUUACUCACCGUCUUUCAGAUAUUAACCGGUGAGGACUGGAAUGCGGUAAUGUACGUUGGAAUUCGAGCUUACGGGGGCGUUUCUAGUCCCGGCGUUAUAGCCUGCACUUACUUCAUCGUUCUCUUCAUAUGCGGUAACUAUAUCCUCCUGAACGUCUUCUUGGCCAUCGCGGUGGACAAUCUCGCGGACGCGGAAUCGUUAACGGCCAUUGAGAAGGAGGCCGAAGAGGAGGCCGAGAAGAACAAAUCUCACAGUGGAUCGCCAGCGAGAGACGAGAUCAGCGGCGAAGCUGGAGAUGGCGGAGAGACCGGUGGCGAGGACGAGGGUGGUGCUACAGAUAUGGAGCACGAUCCUAAUGAGACAAUGGAGGAUUACGAGGUUGCUUUGGACACUGAAACAUCGGAGAAGAGCGAGGACGGGAACACGCACAAAGUUCGUUUAAAUAUCGAAUCGGACGAGGAAGCGGAGGAGGAAGAGGCCGAGCAGAACGAGAUACAUGACGAGGGGCAAGAAGUAUCGGCCAGGCCACGAAGAAUGUCCGAGUACAACACGGCCACGAAAAAGCAACCGAUCCCGCCGGGUACCUCCUUCUUUAUUUUUUCUCAAAACAACAGAUUUCGAGUAUUUUGUCAUUGGCUUUGUAACCACAGUUACUUCGGUAAUGUGAUCUUAGCCUGCAUCAUGAUAUCCUCGGCCAUGUUGGCCGCCGAGGAUCCGUUAAGCGCUACUUCGUACAGAAAUCAGAUCCUGAAUUACUUCGAUUAUUUCUUUACUAGCGUUUUCACGAUCGAGAUCUGCCUGAAGAUGAUAUCGUACGGAUUCGUUAUUCACGACGGUGCUUUCUGCCGAUCGGCCUUCAAUCUACUCGACCUUCUCGUCGUCUGCGUGUCCCUCGUUUCUACAUUCUGGAGUUCCGGCGCGAUAUCGGUGGUGAAGAUACUCAGGGUGUUGCGCGUUCUCAGACCGUUGCGCGCCAUCAACCGUGCCAAGGGAUUAAAGCACGUAGUACAAUGCGUCAUCGUAGCGGUAAAGACUAUCGGAAACAUAGUCCUCGUCACCAGCCUCCUGCAGUUCGUGUUCGCCGUCAUAGGCGUACAACUUUUCAAGGGCAAGUUUUUCUAUUGUACCGAUGCAUCGAAAAUGACGAAGGAAGAAUGCCAGGGUACUUAUCUGGAAUUCGAGAAUGGCAAUAUCAAUAGACCUGUCGUUAGAGAAAGAGAGUGGGAGCAACGUCGUUUCCACUUUGAUGAUGUUGCCAAGGCGAUGCUGACCCUCUUUACGGUUUCAACAUUCGAAGGCUGGCCAGGGCUGUUGAAUUGGUCGAUCGAUUCCAACAAGGAAGAUCACGGACCGAUUCACAAUUUUCGGCCGAUCGUGGCCGCCUACUACAUAAUCUACAUCAUCAUCAUAGCAUUUUUCAUGGUCAACAUCUUCGUGGGUUUCGUCAUUGUCACCUUUCAGAACGAGGGUGAACAGGAGUACAAAAAUUGCGAGCUCGAUAAGAAUCAGCGGAACUGUAUCGAGUUCGCGUUGAAAGCGAAACCCGUUCGACGAUAUAUACCGAAGCAUCGAAUACAAUACAAAGUUUGGUGGUUCGUCACUUCUCAACCGUUUGAGUACACGAUAUUCACAUUGAUCAUGAUAAACACCGUCACCCUUGCGAUGAAGUUCUAUCAGCAACCGACGCUAUACACCGAAGUUCUCGACGUGCUCAAUAUGAUUUUCACCGCAGUGUUCGCCCUCGAGUUCGUCUUUAAACUCGCAGCUUUUCGAUUCAAGAAUUACUUUGGCGAUGCCUGGAACGUAUUUGACUUCAUUAUCGUUCUCGGAAGUUUCAUCGACAUCGUAUACUCGGAGGUUAACCCCGGCUCGACCAUCAUUUCCAUCAAUUUCUUUCGACUGUUUCGAGUGAUGCGCCUCGUUAAACUGUUGAGCAGAGGAGAAGGCAUAAGAACGCUUCUCUGGACCUUUAUCAAAUCCUUCCAAGCUCUACCCUACGUAGCCCUUCUAAUCAUAAUGCUCUUUUUCAUCUACGCGGUAAUAGGCAUGCAGGUUUUCGGAAAGAUCGCGAUAGACGACGAUACGUCCAUAUACCGUAACAACAACUUUCAAUCGUUCCCGCAAGCAGUCCUCGUUUUAUUCAGAUCUGCGACGGGUGAAUCUUGGCAAGAGAUCAUGAUGGACUGUUCGGCCCAACCGACCAAAGUAAAGUGCGAUCCAAACAGCGACGAAUAUAACAAUCCAUCCGGUUGCGGAUCGGACAUAGCAUUUCCCUACUUCAUAUCGUUCUACGUUCUCUGUUCCUUUCUAAUCAUCAAUCUAUUCGUUGCCGUCAUUAUGGACAACUUUGAUUACUUGACGAGAGACUGGUCGAUAUUGGGACCGCAUCACUUGGACGAGUUCAUUCGUUUAUGGUCCGAAUACGAUCCCGACGCGAAAGGACGUAUCAAGCAUCUCGACGUUGUAACGCUGCUACGAAAAAUAUCACCACCCUUGGGUUUCGGUAAACUUUGCCCGCACAGAGUCGCUUGCAAGAGGCUGGUUUCGAUGAACAUGCCAUUGAACAGCGACGGCACGGUCCUUUUCAACGCGACCCUAUUCGCCGUUGUAAGAACAUCGCUGAGGAUUAAAACGGAAGGAAACAUCGACGAUGCGAACGCCGAACUUAGAGCCGUGAUUAAGAAGAUUUGGAAGAGAACCAGUCCAAAACUCUUAGACCAAGUCGUACCACCGCCAGGAGUCGACGACGAGGUAACGGUCGGCAAGUUCUACGCAACUUUCCUCAUCCAGGACUACUUUCGUAGAUUCAAGAAGCGCAAAGAACAGGAAAUGAGAGAGGGUGAUAAGGAAUGUCACAAUACGGUAACGCUACAGGCUGGCUUGAGAACUUUGCACGAAGCAGGUCCCGAGUUGAAGAGAGCGAUCUCUGGUAAUUUGGAAGAGCUUAUGGACGACAAUCCGGAACCUACGCACAGGAGAAACCAUUCGCUGUUCGGUAGCGUCUGGUCGAGCAUGCGUAAAGGACAUCACAGCUUCCACAGAGCGAGAUCGCUCAAAGUGAACUCCAAGGCUUCCCCCACGAAUUCCAUAGACUUUCUGUCGUAUUCCUCUUUGCAGAGGGGCGUCGGAUCAGACGCUCCUAAUCAAAUCACCGCAAGAUCCCAUCAAGUCGUGCCAAACGUAGCUGGCGGUCUAAGCGACAGCGCGAUGAACCAAAUGGGAAUGGACCCGAGAUUAACCGGCGUCGAAGAAAGUAUUCCCUUGAGACCUCUCGCCGUCUUUGGCAACACUACGCAACGUUCAGCCUAUCAUAGCUCUUACAAAAUGGUCGGUGGACCGGGUAGCGGUAACUAUCUUCAUCCCAAUAGUGAAUAUGUUCCAUCCUGGGCCGGAGAGAGCAACGGAAGCGUCGGAGCCGAACGGCUUUCUCAUAGUUUGCCUGGUAGUCCUGCCGAUCGAAAGCCGAACUUCGAAGUGAUCGGAAGCGCCGAGAGUUUGGUCGGACGGGUGCUCGUUGAACAGGGAUUGGGCAAGUAUUGCGAUCCAGAAUUCGUGAGGUACACGUCUCGCGAGAUGCAAGAGGCUCUGGACAUGACGCGAGAGGAGAUGGAUAGAGCGGCUCAUCAGUUGCUUUUGCAAGAACGACGUAGUCAGUCGUUCAGGUAUCACCAGCAGCAGCAACCGCAACAGCAGCAACCGCAACAGCAACAGCCCGACAUGGUCCAACAAUGGAAUCCCGCGUACCAGCAACCGAUCGGAAUAGGCUAUCAACCUUUACAGGAGCAACCGCCGAGCGGUACGCAGCGAACGUUCCAUCAUCAACCGAGCUACCAUCGUCAAGGACAACAACAACAACAGCAACAGCAGCCACCCUCUUAGCGGCAGGAAGACGAUCGCUCCGUAAAGAGAAUUCCGUCUACGUAGCCUCGAGUUCGAACACUCCUUUCGGACCAGUCCAAGUCGCGAGCCGUUCGAUCUUCCUCCGAUCGAGAGAGAGAGGGAGAGAGAGAUAGAGAGAGCGAGAGAGAGAGAGAGAGAGAGAGAGAGAGAGAGAGAGAGAGAGACGGACAGACAGACAGGGCAAGAGGGAGAGAGAGAGAGAGAGAAAACAGAAAAAAACACUUCACCGAUCAUUUCACACUCGUACGAGACGCGAUCGUUGUGUACCACACUACCCAAAAAAGCCCCUUUUCUACUUUCCGAAUAUUUUUAUCGAUCGAUCGACGAAAAUCUACUUUUCUUCGGAUUUCGACGGCACGGUCGAUUUUCGAGGAAGCACAGAAUAACGGAUCGCGCGUUAGGUAAUUACCAAACUUUUCUUUUCUUUUCUUAUCGUUAAGCUAGCGAAAAGACGAUAACAAGUCGGACGAAAACGCAAAAUUAUCUUUUUCCGUGGAAAUGACGUUGCUUCGAGACGUGCAACGUUUCUCUAUAUAUGUGUAUAUAUAUAUAUAUAUGCAUAACAAACGUUGAUUUCGUCGUCCUUAAUUUUCUCGGCACUCGAAGACUUGAAAUCGAUCGGCCGAGAUCCGCGAACCUCGACGGACUUCCGUCCGAGAAGUGGAGGAAGAAGAGGAAGACGAAUCUUCCUUUUUUCCUUUUUUCUCUUUCAUUGAUACGGUAUAAAUAGACCUAUAUAUACGCACAUAUUCUUAUUCUUAUUCUUAUUAUUAUUAUCAUUAUUACUAUUAUUAUUAUCGUCAUCCUCACCGUCAUCGUCAUCGUCAUCACCAUCAUCGUCAUAACUAUUAUUAUUAUUAUUAUUUUUAUCGUCAUCGCCAUCACGUUAUAUUAUCACUAUUAUAUUAUUAUCUACUACUAGUACCGUUAUUAUCGUUGGUUAUUCGUAACUAUUUUUCGUCCUCAUCGAUAGACGUUAAAAAAAAAAAAAAGUCACUCUUAAGGAAAAUCGCUAUUAGUACGGUUAAAGUCAUUGUCGCUACUUGCACGAUGGAUUAUUCUAGAUGAUAUAACAAGUGCCUAAGUAUCUAAUAACUUCUUUCGGACCAGAGAAGACUUUUAUCAACAUAGACAAAGUACGACUAUAAUUGCGAAUUAUGACGAGUUACGAGCCGAGUAUGUACACUACGAUAUUGUAACGCGAUAUAGAUAUUAUUACUGUACAUAUAUGUUGCGCGCGUAUUAAUGAGAAUGCGCGGUACGAUGAAUGGCCGAUAAAAAAACAGCCGCGAAAUUCGAUUAAUAACGUAUGAUUGUAGGGAGCGCGCGAGAGAUUUUACACGAAAGAAGGAUGGAACGUUCGUAUUACGUAUCUGAAGUGAAAUUUCGACCCAAAACACACACACGCACACGCACACACACACUCGUACGCGCUCGAGCAUACGAAGCCUUCUCUUAUACACACGUAUAGACUUCUAAACGGUCUUAUUCGGCAAAAACGAAACGAACAAGAGGAAGAGGAGGAGGAGGAGGAGGAAGGAAAGAAGAAAAAUUCUAAUGGAGAAAAAUGUGGGCGCAAAGACAAAAGAUACAUGGCAGAUUUUUCAAUGUAAAUCGUUCAAAGAUCCGCUCCCGUUUCCUCUGACGCACAAAGUUUACUCAGAAAAUCGAAGAAUUGCGAUUGGUGUCCUAGAGCCAUUAUUCUUGGUAGACGCGUAAGACGUUUUUUCUUCGAUUUUUAAAUAUCCGAUCACGUAAUAAUCACGUUAAUCGUUUUAUCGCGUCUACAUCGCCGUUGCGCACAUCUACGUACCGCUUAAUUAUCGCCGAUGAAAAAGGAAAACGAGGAAGGAGAAGAAGAAAAUCAAAAAAGAGGAGACAAAAGGGGAAAGAGAUCGAAGAGACGAUGCGACGCGAGGUCGCAUUCGAUACUUUGUUUUAAUGAAACCCAUACGCAGGAUCGACGUAUUCACGUAUUCGUAUAUAACGAACGCGCUAACAUGUUCCAUUUAUUUUCAUUGGCCCGACGAUGAAUAACGUCAUGUACGUAUGUAUGUAUGCGAUCGAAUCAUCGAACAUUUCGACACGACGAUGGCGUAGCGAUCGCCAACGAAAUGGCGUUACUACUUCGUCAUCGUUAUGUCACAUUCUCAUCUCUCGACCGUUUCUUUUCACCUUAACAACGAAAAUCUCAUCGCAUAUAACGUGAAAUUCUAAUUAAUCGCGAAACUUGGUUCAUACUCACGUAUUAUGUACCGUCUAUCUAUCUAUAGAUACUAUAAAAGAUGUGAAACGUCGAGAAGCGACGACGUCGCGAAUUCGAGGCGGAUGGGGGAAAAAAAAAACAAAUGUUUAUUCUAAAUCUUUGCGAUCGUUGGACCACUCAGACUCGCUUUAAAAAUUCUGGACAAUAUCCUUUGGUGAAUGUCGAAGCGAUUCAAUCCUGUCUAGUGCCUUUCGUAAUUCUCCCUCUUCGGUUGUCCCAUUAGCGCACACUCGAUGUUAAACCUCUUUCUUUCUUUGGUUUCCGAUCAUACCGAUAUAAUAUUAUGAUGUCCAGAGGAGAGAACAAGUAUUCUACGACGAUCGAAGAGCGAGCAAUAUCGCGCGUCAGUCUCCACGAUUCUCUUAACGGAAAACUAAUCGCGGACCGAAAGGACCGAUUAAAAAGAGAUAACGAAAGUAAAAAAGAGGAACGAAUUCAAAAACAAAGACGGAUCGAAGUAGUCUAGGAUGAUCGCGAGCCAUUGCUUAUACAUACAUACGUAUUAUACACUUGAUCUUUCGUAUAUCCGUUUUUUGAACGUCUUUCUAAUAAUCUCGUACUUGUCUAUAACCGUCUUUUUAUACCUAAACUAUCUUAAAAAAUGAACUUUAUACAGAAAAGUAGAUUACGCGCGCGACACGUUCUCUUAAACUUUCUAAUAAAAAUUCGUAAUCGUCGAUGUUUAGAUAGCUGUCAACAAGAUUUUUUACGUCGCUGAUAGACACUGCGUUUUAAAUGUGAUAAAAAUUAGACGCAGAGGAGGAACCCACGAGGAGGAGGAAGCGCGAUACGAGCGUACGAUCUCUUUUCUUUCGAUACUUUUUUUUUUCUUUUUUUUUUUGCUUUCCACCAUUACCGAUUUCAAUGUACGACAGAAGAAUUACACAAAUUAGUCGGAGGCACACUUUUGAAAGAUCGCACAAAUCACUCCGCGUUUUUCCAACGAAUCGGACGAAACGCGUCGUAUUUAUCCUCUAUUAUUUAGAUAUUUUUGAUACGACUAAAAUAUAAUAGAAUCGUCUUCUCGUGAUUUCGCUAGAGAGAGAGAGAGAGAGAGAGAGAGAGAGAAUGAAUGGCGUCGUUGAUCCGUUCGCUUAAAAAGAAAAAACGCUAGCCGACGGGAGAAUCGUGGAGGACUUUUGAAAGAAUGAAAGUUUUACACGUUUAGCAGGAACGAAAGAAAAUCGGAAAGAAUCGCUAAGGUGUCAGAGAUUGUAAUCGUCGUCGUUUUCUUUCUUGAUUGAAACCCUUUGUCUUUUACGCGCAAUUACAAAGUUCGACCGUACGAUAACGUUUUUAAGAGCACAACAUUACGAGAUUGCAUAACGCUAAAGCACGAGAUAUAUAGGCGAGCAGUCUAGCGUGGACGAUCGUCCGGAUAUUUUCGUGAAGAGAUCGUAGAAGAAAGGUGAUAUAAUCAUUCGGCAUCGAUGCACACACACACACACACUUCUUCCUCGACGACAUUGUCCUUAAACGUUCUCAUCGUCGACACGAGAGACGUAUGUCCUUAUAGCGUAAAGAGUAUGCGUGUGUAUGUGUGUAUUUACAUAUAGAUAUAUGCACGCAUCGUACACACAUGUAUAUGUAUAAGUUGUGUAAAGUUGCAAUCAAAGUUUUACCAGGGCGUUCAUAUAAACGAGUCACUUUGAUCGUUUCAAGAUCGCUUAGAAUAUCGAGAAAUCGUACGCAACCACCGGAAUCUUUCAUCGUUCGAAAAGAAGAAAGCAUGUGUGAUCUUUUUCCCUUCACUCUCUCUCUCUCUCUCUCUCUCUCUCUCUCUCUCUCUCUCUCUCUCCCUCCCCGUCUCUCAUCCUCGUCUUUUUGAUAUAAAAGAAAUAUUUCUUGCGCACAGUUAUUUGCUAACGAACGAUGAAUCAUAAAAGUGUGCAGCUGUACGAAGUCGAACCUAGUUGACAAAUUUCAAUCGCCUAUGAAAGAAAAUAAGUUUUCUUAAGAGAAACGUAUGAACGCCCUUUCCAACGAUCGUUAUCAUUUUAGAUAACGAUCAUUUUUAACGGCCGAUCGUCAGACCACGUCGUUCAGUCCGAAUCUCACGAAGAAAAAGAAAAAAGAGAAAAAAAAGAGAAAAAAACCAAGCAAAAAAGAAAAAAUAACGAAAAAUAAGAUAAGUAAGAAAAAGAAAGCGUAAACUCGACGAUCGGCGGUGUAAACAUAUUUUCGUAAGAAUUAUUGUUAUAUAGAAACUUAGCGUUACGUACUGAACGAGACCCAGACCACUUUUCGGAUUUAGCAUGUAAAUACUUAACUAUCGUAACGUAAUUUUUAGCGGAUUCAUUCGUUUCUUUGCUCCUUUCGAAUCCGACGUCUCACUACCCGGAUGGUGUUGCUCGAUCGAAAAGAACGAAUUAUAAACUUACAUUAGAGGAAAUAACGAUAAAAACACGUAAUGUGUCGUUUUUCGCCGACGUUCCUUACCAAACAAAACGGCGUCACCUAGCUCUCACCUCCGCGUCUCUUCGUUCGACGAGACCAUCUCGGUAGCUCGCGAUCGAGCAGAUAAUUGUCACUAUUUUACGAAGAUAGGAAGAAGGAGAACGCCUAUGAAAGGGAGAUACCGUGCACGAGAGAACGACGAGCAAGAGCUUGCACGACUUCCCUCGUUGAUCGAUCGGCGAUCCUUUGGCACCAGACACGCGACCGUUCUUCGCUCCAAAUUUUCCUCGAAACGACGAGAAAAGCACGCACACACGCACUCGAAAACACCCGCAGAGAAAACUUUAACGACUAUUUAUCGCUUCUUUUCCUUUUCCGAGCGUCACGAAAUAUUCGAAUCGUCGUAAAUAAAAUUGAAUUUCGCGAUUUCUCUUUGUUAAUUCAACUUCCCGACGUUUCUACCUAUAUAACCUAGAAGCGAAGAAACGACGCACGCGAUUGGUCGAUCGUCGUCGCGCGAGCCAAGUGCGCCAAAGCUCUGCUCGUUUGAAUCUUCGAUCGGCAAGCGGAGAAAUCGAUAUUCGUCUUGUUAUUCCUUUGAAUUUCAAGGGAAAGCGGUAGAAGCACGAGAGAGGGGGUUGGGGAGGGGAAGAAGGAUCACGUAUAUUAGAGAUCGAGAUUCACUCUUCUUGUCGGUUGCUCGUCAAAAGUGACGAUAAGUGCCCCACACACACACACACACACACACACACACACACACUCGAUCAUCAUUUUACUUUGUAUUUUCGAUUACGUUUGCGUGCGUGUAAUUUUGUCCGAAUUGCACGAAUAUUAUAAUAAUAAUAAUGAUGAGGAAUGAGAGACGAAAAUACGAAGAGACCGAGUGGGCAGCAUUUUGCUGACUAGAGAAAAACUAACACAGAAAUUGUUGUUGUUGAUGUUGUUGUCAAAAAUGUGUCAAAUUAAAAUAUAAGGAUUUCAAACAUCUUA